CUAAAUGUGGACAAAAUUAAGAGCAUGACACAUACACAAAAAUGGGAAGCUAAGCUUUAAUAAUAUAUAUAUCUACAAAAUGAAUAAUAGAAAAUAUUAUUUAGAGGUAAAUCUUCAUAUUCGGAAGAUAUGAACAUAAGAACGCAAAUAGCUAUACAUUAUGAAGUAAUGUAAUACAUUAAUCCAACUUAAACCCAAUUUUAGAAACAUUGACCCAAUAAUAAUGGCUAAUAAAAAUAGCUAAUUAAUCAAGUUUAUAUAAUGGAGUCAAAAUACCAUAGCAAAAUAAGUGAAAAAAAGUAGAAAAAAAAAAAAAAACAAACAAAAAAACAAAUUAUGUCUCCAAUUUUAAGCUUAUGUGGAAUAGUUAAUCUAUUCAUAAUUUUGGCAUCUCAUGGCAAGGCCCAAGUUUUUGAUAUCACAAAAAAAGGUGCAACAACUAGUAGUUCAGAUAUUUCCAAGAGUUUGUUAGAGGCUUGGAAUGGAGCUUGUGCAUCAUCAACACCGAGUAAAGUGUUGGUGCCGAAAGGGACAUUCCAAUUAAGCGCAGCAAUGCUACAAGGACCCUGCAAGGCUCCUAUUAAUUUCGAUUUGGAAGGCACAUUGCAGGCACCUGGAUUGGGCUCUAGUUACAGUUCUGGCAACAAUUGGAUCGUUUUUGCUUAUGUCGACCAACUCACUAUCUCCGGUACUGGCACUUUCGACGGUCGAGGCCCCACCGCUUGGGGUAAAAAAUGUGAUUGGAAUGAGUUCUGCGGUAGCCUUCCCAUUAAUUUAAGGUUCAACUUUGUGACCAACUCCAUAAUCGAAGACAUUACAAGCAAAGACAGCAAACAGUUUCAUGUGAACCUUAUUGGGUGCAAGAACAUGACCUUCCAACACUUCCAUGUCCUGGCACCCGAAAAGAGCCUCAACACCGAUGGAAUCCACAUUGGAAAAUCAAGCAACAUCAAGAUCACCAACACCACAAUCGAAACUGGAGAUGAUUGCAUCUCUAUUGGGGAUGGAAGCAACCAAAUCACAAUCACUAAUGUCACAUGCGGACCUGGCCACGGCAUCAGCAUCGGUAGUUUAGGAAAGUACAAAGAUGAGGAGCCUGUCAAAGGUGUUUACGUCAAGAGUUGCACAUUAAAGAACACACAAAAUGGGGUUCGAAUCAAAACUUGGCCUGAUUCCAAACCAGGAGCAGCAUCAGACCUACAUUUUGAAGACAUUACAAUGGAGAAUGUUGGCAACCCAGUGUUGAUUGACCAAGAAUAUUGUCCCUUUAAUGGUUGCAAGGCCAAACUUCCUUCCAAUGUUAAAAUCAGUAAUGUAAGUUUUAAGAGAAUAAGGGGUACUUCUUCUACACCAUUAGCUAUAAAAUUGGUGUGUAGUGGUGGAAUGCCUUGCCAGAACGUCGUCGUUUCUGACAUUAAUUUGAAGUAUAAUGGGACUCAAGGGUCAAUGUCUUCUGAGUGCAAAAAUGUCAAACCUGCCGUGAGUGGAACUCUCAACCCGCCAAUAUGCUCUAUCACCCAUUAGUUUAAUAAUUACUCUUGUUUUAUUUUUGCUAAAGUGAUAUUUAUUGCUCUUUUAAUUAAUGUAAAUAAUUAAAAGAAUGUCCUCAAGCAAAAAUUCUUGUUUUAAUUCUAAAAUGAUAUAUGUAACAAAGAAGAUUAUAUUUUAAGGAAUUUUGAUUUUUUUUUUUA
Molecule: messenger RNA, 1691 nt
Organism: Cannabis sativa
Lineage: Eukaryota; Viridiplantae; Streptophyta; Magnoliopsida; Rosales; Cannabaceae
Product: exopolygalacturonase-like
Exons: 3
Coding region: 337-1524 (395 amino acids)
Biological process (GO): carbohydrate metabolic process
Molecular function (GO): polygalacturonase activity
Source: RefSeq, a predicted model, not a curated record